Messenger RNA from Acomys russatus (golden spiny mouse), 2024 nucleotides. It is a transcript of the gene Dcaf8, whose product is annotated as DDB1 and CUL4 associated factor 8. Lineage: Eukaryota; Metazoa; Chordata; Mammalia; Rodentia; Muridae. Gene Ontology annotation, cellular component: Cul4-RING E3 ubiquitin ligase complex; cytoplasm. The record is from RefSeq and is a predicted model, not a curated record. Gene Ontology annotation, molecular function: protein binding.
GUCUUUCCCAGGGGCUUUUCUAAUUAUUUUAUUUUGUUUUUCCCAAAUCCAGGCUGGCAAGUAUUAUUUUCAAGAUGUCCAGCAAAGGGAGCAGCACAGAUGGCAGAACAGAUUUAGCUAAUGGAAGCCUGUCGAGCAGUCCAGAGGAGAUGUCUGGAGCUGAAGAGGGCAGGGAAACAUCCUCAGGUAUUGAAGCAGAGGCCUCAGACCUGAGUUUGAGCUUGACUGGGGAUGAUGGUGGCCCCAACCGCACCAGCACAGAAAGUCAUGGCACAGACACAGAGAGCUCAGGUGACAGCAUGGAGGACACUGGCCAUUAUUCCAUCAAUGAUGAAAACCGACUUCAUGACCACUCAGAGGAAGAGGAGGAGGAACAGCCGCGGCACCGUGUACAGCGCAAACGGGCCAGCUGUGACCAGGACUCAUCAGAUGAUGAGCGAGCCCUAGAAGACUGGGUAUCUUCAGAGACAACAGCUUUGCCCCGACCUCGCUGGCAAGCCCUUCCUGCACUGCGGGAGCGGGAGCUGGGUUCAAGUGCCCGCUUUGUGUAUGAGGCUUGUGGGGCAAGAGUCUUUGUACAGCGUUUCCGCCUGCAACAUGGGCUUGAGGGCCAUACCGGUUGUGUCAAUACCUUGCACUUUAACCAGCGUGGCACCUGGCUGGCCAGUGGCAGUGAUGACCUGAAGGUGGUGGUAUGGGAUUGGGUGCGGCGGCAGCCAGUACUGGACUUCGAGAGUGGCCACAAAAGUAAUGUCUUCCAGGCCAAGUUCCUUCCUAACAGUGGUGACUCCACCCUGGCUAUGUGUGCCCGGGAUGGGCAGGUCCGAGUUGCAGAACUGUCUGCUACACAGUGUUGCAAGAACACAAAGCGUGUGGCCCAGCACAAGGGAGCAUCCCACAAGUUGGCCCUAGAACCAGACUCUCCCUGUACGUUCCUGUCAGCUGGUGAAGAUGCUGUUGUUUUCACCAUUGACCUGAGACAAGACCGGCCAGCUUCGAAACUAGUGGUGACAAAGGAGAAGGAGAAGAAAGUGGGGCUGUACACAAUCUACGUGAACCCUGCCAAUACGCACCAGUUUGCAGUGGGUGGACGAGAUCAGUUUGUAAGGAUCUAUGACCAGAGGAAGAUUGAUGAGAACGAGAACAAUGGAGUACUGAAAAAAUUCUGUCCUCAUCACUUGGUGAACAGUGAGUCCAAAGCAAACAUCACCUGUCUUGUGUACAGCCACGACGGCACAGAGCUUCUGGCCAGUUACAAUGAUGAAGACAUUUACCUUUUCAACUCUUCUCACAGCGAUGGGGCCCAGUAUAUUAAGAGAUAUAAAGGUCACAGAAAUAAUGCGACAGUAAAAGGCGUCAAUUUCUAUGGCCCCAAGAGUGAGUUUGUGGUGAGCGGUAGUGACUGUGGGCACAUCUUCCUCUGGGAGAAGUCAUCCUGCCAGAUCAUUCAGUUCAUGGAGGGGGACAAGGGAGGUGUGGUAAACUGUCUUGAGCCCCAUCCACACCUACCUGUUUUGGCAACCAGUGGCCUAGACCAUGAUGUGAAGAUCUGGGCACCCACAGCUGAAGCUUCCACUGAGCUGACAGGGUUAAAGGAUGUGAUUAAGAAGAACAAGCGAGAAAGGGAUGAAGACAGCUUGCAUCACACUGACCUGUUUGAUAGUCACAUGCUUUGGUUCCUUAUGCAUCACCUGAGACAGAGACGCCAUCACCGGCGCUGGCGAGAACCUGGGGUUGGGGCCACAGAUGCUGACUCUGAUGAGUCUCCCAGCUCCUCAGACACAUCCGACGAGGAGGAGGGCCCUGACCGGGUGCAGUGCAUGCCUUCCUGAGACCCCAAACUUAGGAGGGAUGGGCUGGGGCUGCCAACCCGACCCUGCCUGGGCUGCUUUCUCGGUCCCAGGCCCUUACAUUCAACAGAAAUGCACUUUGGACGUUUUGUUUAAAUAAAAGAAAGAUAUCUGAGGAGGACAGACCACAGGAGACCGAACCAGCAGAGAGCCCCUAGAAGUGAGAGAUGAGGU